Molecule: messenger RNA, 2187 nt
Organism: Saccoglossus kowalevskii
Lineage: Eukaryota; Metazoa; Hemichordata; Enteropneusta; Harrimaniidae
Source: RefSeq, a predicted model, not a curated record
ACAAGGAGUUGAAGUGACGUCGAAUCAAGGCAGCUUUUAUCCCGACUUUUAUUUCGUUGAUGCGAUGAAGACAACACUGUUGCUUCCCGUGGUUCUGUUAUGUCUAUUUUACGUGGUUAAAACUGAAACAUCCAUAAGCAACAACGAUUUGGAGUCUACAGGAUGUGAUUGUAACUCCACUUCCUGUGGUUGCUGUGCAGAUUUGAUUGUUGAGAAAAUUGAAUUGAAUACAUCCGUGUGUAUGAAUAUAUCAUAUCUACCAGAAGAAAUUGGCUUCUCUUUUAUUAUAUCACUUGGUGGUGAUGUGGUCUACAAUGAAACAAUUUCAGUCAAAAAUCCACCACCAAUUUGUUUUGGUGUACCAUAUAUGAAACAGUACUUCAGUCUUUGUCUAGAGUUUUACAACAUGGACUAUUCAACAACCAGUCUGUCUGGCUGUGCAAAAAUAGAAGCCAUGCUGUAUGCCGCUGUAGUGGAAAGUGUGGAUUUGGGAUGCUUCAAGAUCCCGCCUGGAAAAGAUAUUAAAGUUAUGACGAUGGUAGAUUCCAAGUAUGCUGGAAUGAUGGGAAAUGGGAUGAUGCACAAAGCAAUGGGAAGAGGCAUGGCCAUGGCGAUGGUCAAUGGAAAAGGAAGAGGGAUGAGGGAGCAUAUGGAGAAACUAGAGCGGGAAGAGCAAGAGAUGAGGAUGCGUGUAACUGGAAUUAAGAAUGGACGAGAAACUCAACAAGGUUUUGACAAUUACAUUCACUGAUUGUCUUCUCUUUUCUCACACCAUCAACGCAGACUUACUGGUUGUGAAAUGAUACUGUGUGUUAAUCUCUGUGUGUGAUAUAUGUCUGUCUUUGUCUAAAACUCACACGUUUCUUUUUCCAUAUAUGGAUGCACGGUCUACCGGUAGUGGUUUUCAAUCUAUCUACUGUUCUUCCCCAAUCAUAAGUCCCUCCUGAGUAUAAGCCCACUCUUCUAUAUUUAAACAUUUAAUCAGUUGAGGGCAUCCCCGAUUAUAGACCCAGGGUGUUUUUACCGGGCGUGAACGACAUUUAUUAAAAUAUGCAUGUAAAAAGUAUGUUUCAUUGCAUGAAAAUCGUGACUGAUACGGUAGUUUGGUUCGUGCUUUUAUGAGAAAACUCGCAUUAAUUGUGCAUGGUGAACGUACACAACAUGGUUCACAACAUUUCUGUUAUUUACUCAAGAUGAAACCCAAUGUUGCAAUACUGAGGUAAUCCAUACAUUGUAUCUGUUUGAGUAGUAGCUUUCGAAACACCGAAAAUAUGAUAACCUGGUCGUUGGACAUUGUUUUACUUUUCCGGGUAUCGUGUCCAUUGAGACUAUCUUGAAUUUGGAGGGAAUGACUUAUGGCCUUAUGAUCGGGGAAGUGCGGUACUGAACCAACCUUGAUGUGGGAAGCUAUUUCAUUCUUACUUGCUAGAUUGUGUGCAUAAAAUUGUUUAUGAAAUGAAACUGUGCAAUUCCCAAAUGUUGUACAUGGCACAAUUAAAUAUUACAAAAAAUCAUGGCAGUACAAUAGUGGGAAUUUAGUCUUUUCAGUUUUUCCUAUAAUGCUAAUUUACUUUUCCCAUUUUAUGUUGAAGGAUUUAGAUAGCUCCUGCUGUACAACAUUUUUCUUACUUCGUGUAUAUUUCGAGUCAGAUGAUACUUUAUCGUUUGGCUGGUAAUGAUAUUGAAAAUAAGUCAACACACCAGAAAGAGAAUGUUUUGAUACUAUAUUUAUCACCAACACUGUUACUUAUGUAAAAGUAGUAUUUGGCUUCCCAUUAUACUGACUAUAGUUGUUUUAUUCUCUCUACAUGGUUCCUGUGUAAGUUUCAAAAAAGGGUUACCCGCAUUUCCUCAUUUUUCAGACCUUAAAGACAGUUUAAAGGUUUUGAAAAGUUCUGAAAAACUUAUUUCAUCAAUUUAAAAUCAGCACUUUAAACUAUUUGUGCUAAAUGUUCGACUGAGUUUGGUCUUUCCUCUGUGCAUUUCUUGUUUACCAAUCAAAUAAAUGUUUAGUGUAUAUAAAAAUAUUGCAUAUAUUCAAAGAGAUUCACAUGAUUUAUUAUAUUUCUUUAUAAAUAAUUUUGUGUGAAUUUAAAAUGGAAAACAAUAUAUAACCCGCUGUAUUAACAUGUUAUAUUUAUUGUAAUGUAUUCUUUAUUAAAUUUAUUAUAAACAAAAUUACCAUGU